This is a messenger RNA of Rhinocladiella mackenziei CBS 650.93, 894 nucleotides long. RefSeq lists its product as uncharacterized. Bases 1 to 894 code for a protein of 297 amino acids. The record is from RefSeq and is a predicted model, not a curated record. NCBI's taxonomy places the organism in Eukaryota, Fungi, Ascomycota, Eurotiomycetes, Chaetothyriales, Herpotrichiellaceae. The transcript has a single exon.
AUGCAGAUGAUGAGUUGGGCACAAAUUGGCAUUCAGUGCCACGAUAUGAUCCGGCCCAAAUCAGCUCUGAGUUCCGAGGUCGACAAUCGCAUUUCAUGUCAGCAACUUCAGAACAGUGGUCCAGUAGCCAAGGCAUUCAGCUUGCGAUGUCUCGUGCGGCGGAAAUUAGAGCAGGUCAUCGACAAGGCACUGACUUGGUUAUCUUGGAUAUUGAGUUCAGCCCGAAGUGGUCAGGUUAAGGAGGUUGCACUUAUCGAGUACGUAUCCGGACGAGUCCUCUUAGGCACAUUGGUCAAGCCCAAUGCACAUCCGGAGCUCUCUCAAUUGAAAUUAGCUUGGAGAAGAGGUUUAAUCGAUCAGUUGUGGUCCAGGAAGCUCGACUCUUCUGGCACAAACACUGAUCAACUUCUCGAUGUCUGGGCUAUCGCCGAGGUCCUUGAAGAUUCUGGAGUUACAAAAGAUUCCGUCAUUUUGGUCUGGCAUUCAACAUAUUACGAUUUGACCUUGUUGGACAAGUUCUUGGAAUCUGCUGGAGCUAAUUCGCCGCUGCCAUCGAGGGAAAACUGUGUUCGCCUGGUGCCUCACGUUCGCGCAAAUGUGCCUUCUCUCAACGGGAGACCCUUCUCUGCGGCUCUAUCCACAAUGUUUCCCGUUCUAUAUCCCCGCCAUGAAUUGGUUGGGCGUAACCGUCGAGCCUUAGUGGAUUGUCAGCAAACCCGACUUAUCAUGACGGCUUUUGAAGAGUUUGCCAAACCAAUCGGCAGUCCUGGGAGGCUAGAAUUUUCUGACAUUAAACCCACGCAGCAGACUCUGGAGAACUGGUUGGGUGACCCAACUCUGGUCUCCCAUCACCAAGAAACCCAGAAUCGGGCCGAUGGACUGACAUCUGACUGA